Messenger RNA from Anopheles marshallii, 3753 nucleotides. RefSeq lists its product as uncharacterized. The coding region runs from base 1 to 3753 and encodes 1250 amino acids. The transcript is spliced from 7 exons. Gene Ontology annotation, cellular component: extracellular matrix. The record is from RefSeq and is a predicted model, not a curated record. Gene Ontology annotation, biological process: extracellular matrix organization; cell adhesion. Gene Ontology annotation, molecular function: cell adhesion molecule binding. Lineage: Eukaryota; Metazoa; Arthropoda; Insecta; Diptera; Culicidae.
AUGAAGCUUCCGGCUUUGCUGUUCAGCCUCGGGCUAAUAACAGGUGUGCUGUCGCAAGGAUUCGGACAGCAGCCCCCGCCAUUCCGACCGAUUCCCAAAUCGUUCGCGGUUCCUCCAAAGGCUCAACGGCGCCAACUGACGCAACAGCAGCAGACGCACAUUCUGAGCGACAUUCAAAAGCACCAACAUCGUUUCAAUCUGCAUCAGAACCAACGUUCCCCGAACGUGUUCAUACAACCGUCGAUUCAAAUACCGGUGCCUCCACAACCCCAUUCAAGGCAACCGUUCAGUGGCCCCAGUACACAGCAACACUUCCAGCCGAACGCACACUUCCACCAUCACUCGAACAACUUACAUCCACCACCACCACCAUCGGCCAAUGCACCGACCAACAGCUUCCGUACACCGUCCAGCCGACCAGGACCAAACUUUGGAGCACAAGUAAACCGCUACUACUUCCAGCACCACACGCAAACCACAUUCAUUCCAAAUUUUUUACAACUCUUACAGCAGGACACACGGCUGCCGCCUCAGCAGCGUUCCGUACAGAACCAACUACAGCAGGCCCAAUUCUUCAACGGACCUCCUCCACCACACACUAACGGUCCCACGUCCGUCGUACAGCCACUGAACAGCCAACCGUCCUUCCUGAACAGUAUCGAUACUCCCACCUUCGGUGGACCCCAAAGACCCAACACCCUCCAAGCUCCAUUCCUCCAAACUUCUCCCUCCUUUGCCGGUAAUGGGCAGGUUCGCUUCCCGAGCCAGCCGAACCCAUCGAACGUACCGAACCUUGGCCAACAACCCGUGCCACUCUUCCCUAACCAGCAGCUACCGCUUCAAAAUUCGCCUCAAAACUUCAAACUGUCUGGCCCAAAUGUUGGACAAUCGGCAUUCCCCGUGCAGCCGUCGUUCCACAGCCAAUCCAUAAACCCGAGUCUACAGUUUCCACCACUUGCGCAAACCGCCGGAACGAACUUCCAGCAGCCGUCUCCGCAAUUCCAGCAGCAGCAGCAACAGCAACAACUGCCGAGACUGCAACCCAACGUACCGUUCACACAGUCCUCCAAUAACUUCAACACCCAACCGGGCGUUGGAUUCCCACAAGCGCAACCUCAAAUUCAACCGUUCAACGGACCGCAGCAACCAGUGCAAAGUCAGUUUGGAAUUGGUCAGGCGAUAAACUUUAACGGUUUGCAACCGCAGCAACCACUCAGCUACCAACAGCAACAGGAGUACGAACGCCGGCUGAAGGACGAAAGUGAACGAAUUCGCGAACUGCAGGAAAAACAGAAGGUGAUCCAAAAGCAUGAACAGUUCCUGCAAAAACAGUACCAGAAGCAGCAAGUGAAGGUACAGCAGCUGCACCAGGAGUUCCUGAAGAAACAGCAAAAGAUCCUCCAGCAGCAGCAACAGUAUGACCAGGCACAGAAGACUGUCGUCCCGUCGCAGGUCCGUUCCCGCGAAGUGCUCCCAUCUGAACGGACACUCUUCGAAAAGACAGUCAAAAUGCAGACGAAACCAAUAGCCGAACCUACCACUGCAGCUAGCCCGUCCGGCACUGGUCAACUUUCGGUGAUUCCCCUAAAGCCCAACAGUAAGAAGGACUACAGCAGCAUCACGCAGUCGGAUCUGGACGUACUGCUCAGCUCGAACCGGCAGAACUUGUUCCAAACCAUCAAAACCGAGACGGCUAAACCGGCCAAGGCUAAACCAACAAAAGUCAAGUCUACGAAAGCGCUUGGACGCGACGAUCUGUUGAAGCAACUGAAGCUGGCACUCGCCGAAACUUCCCCAGAUCUCGGGGGUAAGAACUACAGCUCGACGGAUCUGGUUCUUCCGAAUGGCGAAAAGGUACAGGUCAUCCGUACGACCGAUCCGGAAAUUAUUAAGCGUGCUAACGCCAACUCUGAGGGUGUCCUGACCCAACAGCUCGAUUCACCCACCACACCGAAGCCGCUGUCCUUCGAGGACAUCGCACGCAGUGGUCUGCUUCCACCAGGUGCAGACUUUGAGCUGAUCAAGCAAACCGAAGACGGACAGAUCCAGGAGGUGGCAAAAAUUCCGCCUCAGAAGAAGGUUACCUUCGUCUAUCUGGAGGAACAAGAUGACGGUUCGUACAAGGUGCAGGGUGUAAAGGGAAGUGGAGACAAGGAGACGAAAACAUCCGGUGCCGAUGUCGACAGCAUUCUGAAGCGCAUCAAGAAUGGGGAGAUCCAGCUGCCUCCACCGUCGUCGGUGGUGUCCAAGGGAUCAUCCAAGCCGGAUUUGAUACUGGAUACACCAGUUACGACCACUGCCCCACGUCAUCAGCCGAUCAAGAAGGCAAAUUCAGUAACGAUCAUUCCGCACAGUACACCGAUCGAGGAUCACGCUUCGACGGCUUACCUUUCCGGCAGUACCGUACAGCAUACAGCUUCUCCAGCACCGGCCACCAUCUACGCCUCCACGCCUUCCCCCGCAAGCCCGAAUGGAGUUACCGCAUAUUCACCGGGGGCUUACUCUGGCAGCACCCUUCCACAGCUUGCGUCGGCCCGUCUCUCUACACCGGCUCCGAUUGCUGGCAACUUCCCAGUCGACAGUACGGCGCGUUUCUCUGAGGCGAACUCCGUUUACACACCUGCUACUGCCACAACGGCUAUACCGCCAGCAACACCAGCUCCUAGCAUCUAUCAGAGCACCAACACCGAGAAAUAUUUCUCCGAUGCUACGGCCGCCGCCAUUGAGCAGCAACAGCAGACGGCUAGCACCUAUCAACAUCAAACUAUUCACGCAUCACAUCAGCCAACUGCUAACGAUGUUGUACCGACGGCUUCCGCCUCCGAAACGGUAACGCAGCAGCAGCAGGACAACACCAAGGGCCCGCAAGACGACAACACGCAACAGCAGCAGAACGAACUGCCAGCAAUUCUCAAGAAUAACGGACUAUUUGCCAUGGCCAAAUAUCUCCGUCAGUCUGGUCUCGAUACGAUUCUGAAUGAAACGGGCCCGUACACGAUCUUUGUGCCGACCGACAAAGCCUUCCGCAGUCUGCUGGUCCAGCUGGGUGGACCCGAAAAGGCAGAGGAGAAGUUCCGCAACAAUCCACGCUUGUUGAGCGGGCUACUCUUGCACCAUGUCAUUCCUGGAUCGUUCGAAAUUGCUUCACUGCAGGAUGAAAUGACCGGUGUCUCUCUGGCUGGAACUCAGCUUCGUGUGAACCAGUACAACAUGCAUGACUCGGAAUGGAACGAUGUUAAGGUCACAACAAUCAACGGGGCUAUGGUCGUCCCAGACAAACAGGACAUAGUGAUUCCCCAGGGCAUUGCGCAUGCCGUCGAUCGUGUCAUGUUUCCGCUACCGGUUGGUGAUAUUCUUCAAACGCUGCAGUCAGACCGUGAGCGACGCUUUACUCACUUCCUGCGAGCACUGUUCGCAUCGGGCAUGUCGGAUACUCUCCAAAACAAAGGUAUCAAAACUUACACAGUAUUCGCACCGACCGAUGCCGCAUUUGCGCACCUCACGACGGAGGAACUCACCAACCUAGUCACGGAAAAGGACCAGGCGGAAGAACUCGUACGCAAGCAUGUCGUCCCGGGCACCCUGUUCACUGCUGGUAUGCGUUUCUACCAGGUUAAGGACGUUAUGGCGGAGGGCAAAACGGUAACGCUGCAGAAGACGGGCGGUAAAAUCAAGGUUAACGAUGGUUAUCUGCAGACGUCCAACAUCCCUACGACGAAUGGCGUCAUACAUGCUAUUGAUUCAUUGCUGUAA